Messenger RNA from Salvelinus namaycush (lake trout), 852 nucleotides. RefSeq names its product leucine-rich repeat extensin-like protein 5. The coding region runs from base 1 to 852 and encodes 283 amino acids. The record is from RefSeq and is a predicted model, not a curated record. NCBI's taxonomy places the organism in Eukaryota, Metazoa, Chordata, Actinopteri, Salmoniformes, Salmonidae. The transcript has a single exon.
AUGAGAGAAGCCUCACAGCCCUCAUCUCAUCAGCCCUCAGCCUCCCAGCCCUCAGCCCAAGGCUCCCCAGCCUUCAUCACCCAGCCCUCAGCCCUCAUCUCCCCAGCAUUCAUCACCCAGCCCUCAUCACCCAGCCCUCAUCACCCAGCCUUCAUCACCCAGCCCUCAGCCCUCGGCUCCCCAGCCUUCAUCACCCAGCCCUCAUCACCCAGCCCUCAUCACCCAGCCCUCAUCACCCAGCCCUCAUCACUUAGCCUUCAUCACCCAGGCCUCAGCACUCGGCUCCCCAGCCUUCAUCACCCAGCCCUCAGCUCCCCAGCCUUCAUCACCCAGCCCUCAUCACCCAGCCCUCAUCACCCAGCCCUCAUCACCCAGCCCUCAUCACUUAGCCUUCAUCACCCAGGCCUCAGCACUCGGCUCCCCAGCCUUCAUCACCCAGCCCUCAGCUCCCCAGCCUUCAUCACCCAGCCCUCAUCACCCAGGCCUCAUCACCCAGCCCUCAUCACCCAGCCCUCAUCACCCAGCCCUCAGUCGUCGGCUCCCCAGCCUUCAUCACCAAGCCCUCAUCACCCAGCCCUCAUCACCCAGCCUUCAUCACCCAGCCUUCAUCACUCAGCCCUCAUCUCCCCAGCCUUCAUCACCCAGCCCUCAUCACCCAGCCUUCAUCACCCAGCCCUCAGCCCUCAUCUCCCCAGCCCUCAUCUCCCCAUCCCUCAUCACCCAGCCCUCAUCACCCAGCCUUCAUCACCCAGCCUUCAUCUCCCCAGCCCUCGGCUCCCCAGUCCUCAGCCUUCCAGCCCUCAGCCCUCGGCUCCCCAGUCCUCAGCCUCCCAGCCCUCAGCCAAUUUUUAG